Messenger RNA from Carassius auratus (goldfish), 2172 nucleotides. RefSeq names its product transcription factor 4-like. The transcript is spliced from 4 exons. Gene Ontology annotation, cellular component: chromatin; transcription regulator complex. Lineage: Eukaryota; Metazoa; Chordata; Actinopteri; Cypriniformes; Cyprinidae. Gene Ontology annotation, molecular function: DNA-binding transcription factor activity, RNA polymerase II-specific; RNA polymerase II cis-regulatory region sequence-specific DNA binding; protein dimerization activity. The annotation marks the transcript as partial. The record is from RefSeq and is a predicted model, not a curated record. Gene Ontology annotation, biological process: regulation of transcription by RNA polymerase II.
CGCUCUCCGGAGGACUGCAGGGUCAGAGCACCUCGUCCGUGAGCUCCGAGAUCAAAUCUGAAGACGAGAGGAGACGAAACCUGCAGGACGGCAAAUCUCUGGAGGGCAAGAAGGAGGACCUGGACGGCAAGGACCUGAAAGCUCUAGAGAGCAACAACGACGACGAGGAUCUGACCCCGGAGCAGAAGCUGGAGCGGGAGAAGGAGCGGCGCAUGGCUAAUAAUGCGCGGGAGCGUCUGCGCGUGCGCGACAUUAACGAAGCCUUCAAAGAGCUCGGCCGCAUGGUGCAGCUGCACCUGAAGAGCGACAAACCCCAGACCAAGCUGCUCAUCCUUCAUCAGGCCGUCGCCGUCAUCCUCAGCCUGGAGCAGCAGGUCCGAGAGCGCAAUCUCAACCCAAAGGCGGCGUGUCUGAAGAGGCGGGAAGAGGAGAAGGUGUCAUCAGACGGCGCUCCUCUCUCAUUGGCCGGCGGUCACCACAGCAUGGGCGAGGCGUCCAAUCCCAUGGGACAAAUGUCGAAGCUGCCAGAAUUCAUCAAAAUGAUGAGCGAUCACUUCCUUUGACAGCGUUAUUUCUGCUCCGACCGUCAGUCAAACAAUCAAUCGACCGACCGAACGAACGAACGAACGAAUGAACUUCCAUCCAUCUGACCAACUCCUGCGUGUUCCCGUUCCUGACUGCGUCUGUGAGGAUUUAUCCUGUAAAUUAGGGAGUGGGGCCGGAUUCGUUGUGCAUAUCUUCCUCCAAGCAUUCCCUGUUGCAAAAGAAGACGUUUUCAUGUUUGAACACACACACACACACACACAAAAGAGCGACGGGCGAUUCUUCAAACAUAUCAUGAUGUUGUGGAGGUGUGGAGAGCAGCCGUCUGAUUUCGAAGGCAAUCCUGUCCACACUGUGGAACUUUAGUAGCUGUGCCUCGCGGAACUCCUCACGGAAAAACAGAAUUAGGAAAUUCCCAAUCAAUCGGACGAGAGGAGCUGUCAAUCAAACGACCCAGACGGGAAACGGCUGUAGAAUCUGACAAUACCCUUCAAACCUUUGCAAUAAUCUUGUUUCAGUUCCUGUGAAACCAGCAGAUCCCGACAGUUAAACGUUCAGAGGCCGUUCUGGAUUGGAACUGCUUUGGGCUCGUUUCGCAAACUUUUUGCGGAUCGCCUACGGAAGUCAUUUAUCUCCGUCUAUUCGUUUGUUUCUAGCCAUCGACUCUCCCGAAAGCCCUCCCCGGACCCCGAAGAUGCAAUUUUAACAUGUCGAAACUACAACCAAACGUGCCUUUUAGAGCUCAUAUCAUCACACAACUGGAGGAGAACAUUAUCUAGGAUGCAAGCGUAUAGGAAACGUUAGUUAUUAGGUCUAUGCAGUCAGGUUUUUUAAGACCUGGAGUUUAAAAAAAAAAAAAAAAAAAAGUAAAAAGGUAAAAAAAGUAUUUUUUUGGAUAAACUGUAUUUAAUGUACUGUACGGCUAUAUGUAAUUAGAAGGUGUGUCCAGCCCCGUGUGGCCCCGCCCACAGCCCCGCCCACCUGUCACCGUCGUUAUUGAGCAUUGUAUUAUAGAUAUCCGCUUUUACGAAUACAGGCUUGUUGUUGAGCCGCUGUAGUACAAAUGUGUGGUUGUACGUGUAAAAUGGCUUUUUCUCUUUUUUAUCUCUCUAUUCUUCGUCUGUACUGGUUUCUCUGUCAAAAAAAAUGGGAAAAAAUGGACGGGAGGCACUGAAAGUGGACACAAAUCUAUUAGAAAAUCGUUAUAUAUAAAUGUAGAAAUAUAUACAGUAUAUAAAGAGACGGAAAGGAGUUCACAUGGAGCGGUUUUUCAUUCUUUAAAGCCGAGCGGAGACGUCACCAAACGCCGUCUGCUCCGAGAGACGUGACUCUAUUUUUCAUAACGUCACCGCGAUCGUAACGAAGGCGAGCGAUGCUCUCGCGAAAACCGCUGACGAAGGGAAACACACACGGACAUUUGUAAAUUGUAUGCAACAAAUGCAAACGUACCAUUAUUUUGAAAUUGUGUAUGUAAAAGUUAUAUUUUUACAUGUAGGCUGUUGUUAUUCUGUGUUUAGAAAUGCGUUGUAUCAGUUCUUCUCUUUUGUUUUUUCAGAAAAAAUACUUCAUUGUGUGUUGAAACGUGUCACAUUGAAAAUGUAGUGAAAACAAAAGCAAAAAAAAAAAAAG